AGGCGGGUCGCGAUUCCAAGCCUUGGUUCCGCUUAGAGCAAUACGCCACGGGGCUCAACCUCCCUCAGAUCCUUGUCCCGGGAGAAGCAAAGGCCCCCUUCAAUCUGUGGCCCCUUUUACCUAGUGUAACGUCCUGCGCGACACCGACCGCCCAAGAGUUCGACGGUGCAUAAGUGACAACUGGGUCUGUCUGUGAAAGUCCGCAACACACAAGGUAGAACGGUGAAUCGUUGUGUGCGUCAGGGACAACACAGCAACGCGCCGUCAAGAUGGACAACCAAGGCAAUCGUCUGUACUUGAACUUUGGGACCAACAACGACCGACUGGCUGCGGCCGAUCGCACAUAUCCCACCACGCCGUCAACCUUCCCGCAGCCCGUCUUCCAAGGCCAGCCAUCAGCCCAGGCUGGCGGUGGCCAGCAGGCACAGGCAUACCAGCAGCAGCAGGGUUACGCGCAAUCGAACUACUUCCAGCAAAACCAGUACGCUCCUCAAUACUCCUCGCAGCUCGCCGCCCAGGCCGACUACGGUGGUGCUGGCCAAGGUUACGGCCAGGCCCGCUCGACUACUCCCGGCACCAGCAAUGACCCCAACACCGGGCUCGCCCACCAGUUUUCCCAUCAGAACCUUGGCGGUGCUGGCAGAGCGUCCCCUUAUGGCACGCGGGGCACCUCCCCCGGCCAGCGUCCCCGGACAGCGGGCGCGCAGGGACAGCAACCUGGCUAUGGAAGCUACUUGAACGCGCCGCCAAUGCCCAAUACGAACCCUCAAGGGGAAUUCGCCCCGGCACCUGAGCGGAACCCCGAUAAAUAUGGCCCGAAUGCGAACAACAACCAGAAGAAAUGUUCUCAACUGGCCUCAGACUUCUUCAAGGACAGUGUCAAGCGGGCCCGUGAGCGCAAUCAGAGACAGAGUGAGAUGGAGCAAAAACUGGCCGAGACCACAGACCCUCGCCGACGUGAAUCGAUCUGGGCGACUGGAGGCAGAAGGGAAGGCUCUUACCUGCGUUUCCUCCGGACCAAGGACAAGCCGGAGAAUUACAAUACCAUCAAGAUCAUCGGCAAGGGCGCCUUCGGCGAGGUCAAGCUGGUGCAGAAGAAGACAGACGGGAAAGUCUACGCGAUGAAGUCGCUGAUCAAGACGGAAAUGUUCAAGAAGGACCAGCUUGCCCAUGUCCGCGCCGAGCGUGAUAUCUUGGCCGAGUCUGACAGUCCCUGGGUGGUCAAGCUGUACACGACAUUCCAGGAUGCCAACUUUCUCUACAUGCUCAUGGAGUUCUUGCCCGGCGGAGACCUCAUGACCAUGCUGAUCAAGUACGAGAUCUUUUCGGAGGAUAUUACCCGGUUCUACAUCGCCGAGAUUGUGUUGGCCAUUGAGGCGGUCCAUAAGUUGGGCUUUAUACACAGAGACAUCAAGCCGGACAAUAUCCUUCUCGACCGGGGUGGCCACGUCAAGUUGACUGACUUUGGUCUCUCGACUGGCUUCCACAAACUGCACGACAACAACUACUAUCAGCAACUCCUCCAGGGAAAGUCCAGCAAGCCGCGCGAUAACCGGAACUCGAUCGCCAUCGACCAGAUCAACUUGACCGUCAGUAACCGCGCCCAAAUCAACGACUGGAGGCGCUCGAGGAGACUGAUGGCCUAUUCGACCGUGGGGACUCCCGACUAUAUCGCACCCGAGAUCUUCACCGGACAUGGAUACUCGUUCGACUGUGACUGGUGGUCGCUGGGAACGAUCAUGUUCGAGUGCUUGGUCGGCUGGCCGCCUUUCUGUGCCGAGGACAGCCACGACACUUACCGCAAGAUUGUCAACUGGAGGCAAUCCCUCUACUUUCCCGAUGAUAUCCAGCUCGGAGUUGAAGCCGAGAACCUGAUCCGGAGCCUCAUUUGCAACUCAGAGAACCGCCUUGGACGUGGCGGAGCACAUGAGAUCAAGGGUCAUGCUUUCUUCAGGGGAGUCGAAUUUGACAGCCUGCGGCGAAUCCGGGCGCCCUUCGAGCCGCGCCUCACAUCCAAUAUCGACACGACGUAUUUCCCCACGGAUGAAAUUGACCAGACAGAUAACGCCACUCUUCUCAAGGCUGCGCAGGCUGCUAGAAACGCCAACCCCCAGGAGGAGAGUCCAGAGAUGAGCCUCCCGUUCAUCGGGUAUACGUUCAAGCGGUUCGACAACAACUUCCGGUAAACUUGCAGCAAUUUCACCCUCUCGUCCGGCCCGGCGAGCUUUUUACCGGGUUGAUAUUCUCUUCCUUGUUCAAAGUACUAGCCUUACUUGCCUGGUUCGCCGUUGUGAGGUCUUACGUAUUUUCCACUUGUUCGCUGCGAAAUAGUCUAUGCAUAAGCGAGCAUUCACCCUGGCCUAAGGGAGCGGGAUUCGGGAAAGAGAUGUAAUAGAGGGUGGACGAUGUGAGAUGUCGAUAGGCUGGAUAGAUGGUUAGUGCUGCAUGAGAAGGAAAAGAGUGGUAUCGAAUAGCCCCUGUCGUGCAAGGUGAAGAGCGAGGCCGCACCAAAACCACGCAACUUGUUGCCCUGGCUGUGGCAAGCAACAGCUGGGAUGCUUGGGAGCAUUAGGGGCUUGCUGAGAACUGAAACCGUCAAGGA
Messenger RNA from Canariomyces notabilis, 2602 nucleotides. Its product is annotated as kinase-like protein. NCBI's taxonomy places the organism in Eukaryota, Fungi, Ascomycota, Sordariomycetes, Sordariales, Chaetomiaceae. The transcript has 4 exons. The record is from RefSeq and is a predicted model, not a curated record. Gene Ontology annotation, biological process: intracellular signal transduction; peptidyl-serine phosphorylation. Gene Ontology annotation, molecular function: protein serine/threonine kinase activity; ATP binding. Bases 270 to 2186 code for a protein of 638 amino acids.